AUGGCCGUCAAAGUGAAAUUGUUCUUAAACACUUUGUAUUUCCCUCCAUUGCUUCAGCUUAGAACGCAGCCAUUCCCGCCAUCCCCGAAUUUCUCCCAAACAAACAAAAACCCUACCAACGAGUUUUCCUUUUCCCCAAAAUUCGAAUCAAACCAGAACCCUAAACAAUGUGUUCAUGGCAAAUCCUCUCCCACUCUCCAAACAAUUUCCACUGGCAAAUCACCGAACACGUUUCCCAUGCUUCUCCCACUCCCCUCCCCUCUCCCAUUCCCCUCCCUUCCAUGGCCGAUCUUCUUCUCCAAGGCUCACCGGCCCUUCUUCCUUCCCACGACGCCGGUGCGCGAGGUGAAGAGCGUGCAAUAGAUGAAACUCUCAGCUUCUCGAAUUCGCUUUUUACGACAGGCUCUGGGAAAAAAGUGACCAUAUCUUCUAGAGGUCUGGUUAGAGCAAAGACAUUGCUGGAUACCAUUGAUAUUAAUAUCCAAAGUACAAGUAAAUUGUUUGCAUUUGGCGAAACAGCCGGAAAGCAACAACUACAAGUAUAUGAAGAAUCACCUGAAUCGAAGCUGCAUACAGUUAUCAACAGUCCUUCUGUUGGGGUUCUUCAUGCAUUAGAUAAUGGUUUUGAGGAAAGGAAUUCAUUCAAGCAAGCUCCGAUUAAAUUUCGCACUGCAGGUGGAAGAUCUAUAUCCAUUUCGAGUGGCGCGCUGCGGCGAGCUCGGAGCCUUCUCGGUGAUUCGGAUGUGGGGGAUUUGUUUGAAGGAGGGAAUGCCGGUGAUUCAGUGUUCUCAUUUCCUUUGAAGCGACAAACUGACGCAGCUGCUCCUAGUGAUUAUAGUACUCCUGUGGUUCACGGGAUGGCAUCAGAUAGCAAUUUUAAGACGAAGAGUUUUACUUUCCCCAUGAAGUCUUCUAGGCAAAGAGGAUUGCCAACCAAGUUUCCUUGUGAAGGUGAUGGGAUUAACUUGACCAAGAAGUUUGAUGCUGUUGGGGAAGAGAGUGAUUGCGGCAGGAAAAGUACAGAUGCUUGUGGACAGAAGUCUUUGUAUGGCAGGAGCCAAACACCAAAUUCACUAGUAUAUGAUUCUUCAUUGAAUUGUUUUUCUUCAAAAGUAGAUACACUGGGUGGGGCAACACGCAGGGCAUUGGCUGAUCUUUCAAAUACCAUUAACACGGAUACAGCAAACAAUAGGCAAGCUGCUAGUGGAAAACGGAGACUAGGGUUGUCUGUAACUGUUUCUCCCUUUAAAAAGCCACGCAGUUCCAACUCUCCUGCUCCUUUAGAGGAGGAUGUUGGAAAAUCUCCUCAUGAUUUGUCUCAAUUGUCCUCUGAUAUCUCGGAAUGCAAAGGAGAGGUUUCUACCCGAUAUCCAUUUCACUAUCCAAGGGUGUACAUCAAGGAUUAUUUUGUUGGGCGUCCAAUGGAAAAGAGAGCGUGUUUUCCCAACCUGAGUAGACAGGUGACAUCAGUUAAUGCGGAAAAGUACGUGUUUCAUAAAGGAUCUGGUGAUAAUGGUAUAGGAGCAGAGGCUUUUGUUCAUCUAUUGGCUCUCCAUGGAGCUUCCAUGCAUUUUGCAACUAAAGAGUGGGUCACAAAUCAUUACAAGUGGAUUGUCUGGAAAUUGGCAUGCUAUGAGAGAUACUACCCAGCUAGUUCAGCUGGAAAUUUUUUGACUGUAUCGAAUGUGCUUGAGGAACUGAAGUACAGAUAUGAAAGAGAAGUGAAUCAUGGCCACCGGUCUACCAUCAAGAAAAUUCUCGAAGGGGAUGCAUUGUCUUCAUCAAUGAUGAUUCUAUGCAUUUCAAGUAUUCACUCUAGUUAUAUAGAAGAAAGUGGGACUUGUUUUGACACAAAAUCUGGGGCUCAGAAAACAAAAGCAGUGAAAAUUGAACUAACUGAUGGAUGGUAUUCAAUGAAUGCUAUUUUAGAUGUUCCAUUGUCAAAGCAACAAGCUGCUGGAAGAUUGUUCGUGGGACAGAAGCUCCGACUCUCAGGAGCAGGAUUAUGCGGCUGGAAUGGGCCAGUUUCACCCCUUGAGGUGUCAUCAACAGUUAGUUUAUUGCUGCACAUAAAUGGAACGUAUAGAGCUCACUGGGCAGAACGGUUAGGAUUCUGUAAGGUUGCCGGUCCUCCUUUGGCUUUUAAAUGCAUAAAAGGAAAUGGUGGUCUAAUACCGCAAACGUUGGCUGGAAUUACUCGCAUAUAUCCCAUUCUUUACAAGGAAAGGUUAAGCAGUGGACGGUCUGUUGUCAUGUCAGAGAAGAUGGAGAAUAAAAUGACAGAGUUGUACAAUCAGAGACGCUCUGCUGUUGUAGAUGGCAUCAUUUCUGAGUAUCAGAAGGAAAGUUCGUACAUUAAUUAUGACAGUGAUAGCGAAGGUGCUAAGAUUUAUAACAUGCUCGAGACAGCGGAAGAACCUGAAUUCCUAAUGGCAGAUAUGAGUGCAGAGCAGCUUAGUUCUUUUGCUGCGUAUAAGGCCAAACUAAAUGCAAUCAGACAGUCAGAAAAGGAAAAAUCAAUAGAAAAAGCUUUGAAAGAUGCUGGCUUGGGACAUAGAGAAGUCACGCCAUUUAUGAAGUUACGAGUAGUUGGAUUAACUUAUAAAACUCGACAAGACAAACCUAAAGAAGGCAUAGUAACAAUCUGGAAUCCCACUGAGAAGCAGCGUCUGGAGUUGGUGGAAGGAGGAGCAUAUUCCAUUGCAGGACUCAUGCCAUCAAGUUCUGUUUUUGAUAUCCUUCACUUGCAUGCUAGAGGGUCUAGUACCAAAUGGUGGCCUUUAUCUUCUAAUGCAAGAGAACAGUUUAGGCCAUUUUUUCGUGGUAGAAAAUCGACCCCGUUAUCAAGUUUGGGUGACAUCCCUGUUUCCAACGAGUUUGACAUUGCUGCAUAUAUUGUGCAUGUGGGAGGAGUUUAUACAUCAAAUCAGCAUCAGAAGCAAUGGGUUUUUGUGACGGAUGGAUCCAUCAUGAAUGGUUUACAGUCAGAAAAGUUAAUCAACUCCUUGCUUGCUAUCUGCUUUUGCUCUCCGUUGAUUGAUCAUGAUUCAUCAUUUCCAUUAAUCAGCUGCAACCUUGCAGGAUCUACGGUUGGUUUUUGUAAUCUUAUAAAAAAGGAAAAGGACCAUACAAACAACAUCUGGGUUGCCGAUGCUAACGAAAACUCUGCUUAUUAUUUGAAUUUUGAUUCCUCAAACUGUUCUCACCUCAGAAAUGCUGCCAGCUCCAUCAGAAGAUGGGCAGACAAUUCUAGUUUGAUAAUAGAGAAACUGAAGGAAAAGGUGUUGUAUGUGGUUGGUGAUGAUUGUAAAGCAUAGGGAAAACAACAAAUGUUCCUAUUUUGCUCUAUUGUCUGACAUUCACAUCACGUAGUUAAAGGUUAACCUGAUCUUUUAGUUUCUUUUCUUACCAAUUAUGAUUAUGUUUUGUAAUUAAAAUUAAAAUAAUCCUAGAAUGAGUAAAUUUUUUCAAACUA
Molecule: messenger RNA, 3475 nt
Organism: Vigna angularis (adzuki bean)
Lineage: Eukaryota; Viridiplantae; Streptophyta; Magnoliopsida; Fabales; Fabaceae
Product: protein BREAST CANCER SUSCEPTIBILITY 2 homolog B-like
Exons: 19
Coding region: 168-3317 (1049 amino acids)
Biological process (GO): regulation of DNA-templated transcription; double-strand break repair via homologous recombination
Source: RefSeq, a predicted model, not a curated record